Molecule: messenger RNA, 483 nt
Organism: Eruca vesicaria subsp. sativa (arugula)
Lineage: Eukaryota; Viridiplantae; Streptophyta; Magnoliopsida; Brassicales; Brassicaceae
Source: the annotation of a GenBank genome assembly
AUGUUCCUUGUCUCUGUUGUGAGGUGUUCAGCCUCUGGUGGAAAUGGAAGUGCUGCAAAGAGAACUACUCUUCACGAUCUGUAUGAGAAGGAAGGCCAGAGUCCUUGGUAUGACAAUCUUUGCCGUCCCGUCACUGAUCUUCUCCCUUUUAUUGCCCGUGGUGUUCGUGGCGUUACUAGCAACCCUGCGAUCUUCCAGAAAGCCAUCUCCACUUCAAAUGCUUAUAAUGAUCAGUUCAGGACGCUUGUGGAAUCAGGAAAGGACAUUGAAAGCGCAUACUGGGAACUCGUGGUGAAGGAUAUUCAGGAUGCCUGUAAGCUUUUUGAGCCAAUCUAUGACCAGACAGAAGCUGAGGAUGGAUAUGUCUCUGUUGAAGUCUCACCUAGGCUUGCUGAUGAUACCAAUGGCACUGUUGAAGCUUCUAAAUACCAGACAGUUACCAUUGUAAGAGUAUGUUUUGUUUCAUACUCCUCGUUAACUUGA